This is a messenger RNA of Cyprinus carpio (common carp), 3439 nucleotides long. Its product is annotated as protein farnesyltransferase subunit beta-like. Lineage: Eukaryota; Metazoa; Chordata; Actinopteri; Cypriniformes; Cyprinidae. Gene Ontology annotation, biological process: protein farnesylation. Gene Ontology annotation, molecular function: protein farnesyltransferase activity. Gene Ontology annotation, cellular component: protein farnesyltransferase complex. The record is from RefSeq and is a predicted model, not a curated record.
UAUUUUUUUCAGCCGUUUCUGACAAAGAACUACAGAACGUUCGCAACCCGCCGUAAAACCAAAAGAAGAACUGCUGAACGUCUCAUCAUCACUAUUACCGCUUUCUCAAAUGUGCCUUCAGGUUUUCCGUACUUGAGCUCGCAUGUGUUUUCAAAUCUCAACAUGGAAGAGGCGUCUCCUCCUCUGCGAUGCUUUCGUGAAUCACACUCCUCUGAGCUUUUCAACGAUGACGGCGUGCAAACGGUGACCUCGAAAGAACAGAGAAAAGUUGAAUGCAGUAUUCAAGAGGUGUACAGUGUUUACCAGCAAAUUCACACCUCACCGCAGCCUGCUUUAUUGAGGGAGCAACACUGUCAUUAUCUGAAGAAAGGUUUAGGCCAUCUCUCUGAUGCAUAUGAGUGUUUGGAUGCCAGCCGACCUUGGCUCUGCUACUGGAUCCUGCACAGUCUGGAGCUGCUAGAGGAGCCUGUGCUGGCAGCAGUUGCCUCAGACGUGUGCCAGUUCCUGGCCAGAUGUCAGAGUCCGACAGGUGGGUUCGGUGGCGGUCCGGGUCAACACGCUCACCUGGCUCCCACCUAUGCAGCUGUAAAUGCCCUUUGCAUCCUGGGCACAGAGGAGGCCUACAAAGUCAUCAACAGAGAGAAGCUCCUGGACUUCCUGUAUUCUGUGAAGCAGCCAGAUGGCUCCUUUGUGAUGCAUGUGGGCGGGGAGGUGGACGUCAGGAGUGCAUAUUGUGCAGCUUCUGUGGCUUCACUCACCAAUAUAAUCACCCCCACCCUGUUUGAUGGGACGCACAAUUGGAUUCUCAGCUGUCAGAACUGGGAGGGUGGUUUAGGUGGAGUUCCAGGACUUGAGGCACAUGGUGGCUACACCUUCUGUGGUACUGCUGCUAUGGUCAUACUGGGCAAAGAACAUAUGCUGGAUCUUAAAGCCUUGUUACGCUGGGUAACCAGCAAACAAAUGCGUUUUGAAGGUGGAUUUCAGGGCCGCUGUAACAAGCUGGUGGAUGGGUGUUACUCCUUCUGGCAAGCAGGACUAUUACCGUUACUCCACAGGGCCCUUUUUAAAGAAGGAGACUCAACGCUAAGUGUGAGUAGCUGGAUGUUUGAGAGAAAGGCUCUGCAGGAAUACAUCCUCCUCUGCUGCCAGAAUCCUGGUGGAGGCCUUCUGGACAAACCGGGCAAGUCUAGAGAUUUCUACCACACGUGCUACUGUCUGAGCGGACUCUCAAUAGCACAGCAUUUUGGAAACAAAGACCUCCACAACGAGCUGAUCAUCGGUCGGGACGAGAACAGACUGGCACCAACUCAUCCAGUUUACAAUAUCUGCCCAGAGAAGGUCGCCCAAGCGAUUGAACAUUUCCACCGGUUACCUGUUCCAGGUCAGACGGGACCUACACCAAGUGCAAUGGACCAGUCCUAGACUUUUCCUUUUUCUAUAAGAAACACAUUUGGGGGUUUGAGCUAGCUUGACCUAAAGCAGAGACAUCUUCUGUAAAUGCUGUAGCCAAACGUCCUUAGCUGGUCUGUACAGCAUCUACAGAUGGGGAAACACUCUGAGGGCCCAAUCUACUACAGCUUAUGAGUUUUAGCCAGGGAAAACAGUAGAGACUGACUAGGCGAGGUGUUCUUCAUGCACCAGUCGUUGAUUGAUAUUUUAUUGCACAUUCCAGCUUAUUUUGGGGUUUGGUAAAUGUUUCCCAGAGUGCAUGUGGCAGUAGGUUCUGGACAGAAAUAAAGACUUGGAUGGAAGUUUGAUUUUAUUUCCUGGCUGGUGUAUUGUGGAGGAUCUAUACUCACUGUGGGCAGUCCAUUAUUUAACUUUAACUUCUGUCAUCUCUAAUUUGGAGUGCUGUUUGACUGAAAUGGAUAUGGUAACUGCCAAAUACAUAUAGUUUACAUUUUGUCAUCUUUGGCUACAAUUGAAAAAUAUAAUCUGUGCGGUUCAACAAGCUUUUAAACUGUCUUCAGUCAUGCUUUUAAUCUUAAAAUGCUGGUAUAAAAUAUCAAAACAGAAUCGCAUUUUAUCAUAGUACAUUACAGGAACAGUUAAUCCAAAAAUGAAAUUUGUGUCAUUAUUUACUCACUCUCAUGUCCAAACCUGUAUGACUUCAUUUCUUUUUGUGGAACAUAAAAGGAGAAGUUUGGAAGAAUGUUGACACUGCGUUUUUAUGUAAAUGAAAUGGAAAUGGUAACAAAGGCUGUCCUAUAACAAAAAAUUAUUAAAGUAAUCCAUAAAAUUCCUCCUCACCCGCGUUGAUUCUAAUGGGGUGAAGGCAUCUCCUGAUGUGAGCAUAUGAAUAUGCAUAAGUAUGAAUGAAAUUUGAGACCUACGAUGGAGGGGAACGAAUUCAAUGAAAUUUUAUUUGUUCCUUACACAAAGCUACACACAUCUGGAUUACAAGACUUUGAUAAAAGCACACCCAUAAUAUAGACAAAUUUUAUGGUGCUUUUUUAUUUUUUGCCAGUUUUUAAGUUUAGCAACUGAGCUUAGUGUUUGAAAACUUUAGCAAAGUCAUACGGGUUGGAAACAUGACUUCAAUUUGUAUUGUGGCGAUUUGGACCUUGGAGUCAAAAAGAUUGAGAACCAAAGGAACCACACAUCAUAUGUAAAGGAUAAAAUAGUUUUAUUUAUAUUCUUAUUGUAAAGAUAGGCCUCAACUUGCAAGACAACUGUUGGCAGUAUGUACAACAUACCUGUAAUUUCCAUGGAAUGGAAUCAGACAAAGAAAGACCUACUUGGUUUACCAAUGUACUAAGUGGAAAAUAUGGUAUAAGAUACACGCGCGCACACACUCAUGUCUCCUAGACACUCAAAAUGCAACUUCUGUGGUGUGCAGCAGUCAAAUUUCCGAUGAACAUUUACCUUUAAAAGUCACGACAUGAAUCUACUCUUUCAAUAUUGACUAGCUUUGUGGGGGAAGCAUCAUUUGGAACAUUAAUAUUCCCAAUAUUGAGUGAAAUACAUAAAAUACAUGUUUGGGAGGCUCAGAUGACAGAUGCAAAAUAUAUGCUUUAUCACUUAUUUUUUUAUCCCCAUUGUUUUAAAAGAAAAUCUUUUUUUCCCCCAACCUGUAAACUUUACUACAUCAGGCUAAAACAACAAAUACAACACAAGCUCAGCAGCCUUCCCAUAAAGCAUUUUUUUGUUUUUUUUUGUAUUUUUUAAAUAAGGGAUUUUAUAGAUAACGUCAAAACGUAUCACUCAUCCCCUAGGUCUAACAAGAGGUACAUUGAUAGAUGCUUCAAAAACAUUCCUUAAUGGAAAAGUAACAAAUAUUUAGAAAGGCAAACCACUCGGGACAAAUCAGCUAAGGGUAAGUUCUAAGCAGGCUUUAAGAUAAUCAACAAAAAAAGUAUAUUUUAGCAGUGCUAGGAGCUGUACGCCUCAUUCAACCCUUUGGAUAUCCACCUGGAGGGAUUGCAGACAAGGGUACAAA